This is a messenger RNA of Ostertagia ostertagi, 2664 nucleotides long. The record is from the annotation of a GenBank genome assembly. Lineage: Eukaryota; Metazoa; Nematoda; Chromadorea; Rhabditida; Trichostrongylidae.
AUGAACUACGAUGUUCUCACGAGGGUCCCCGUCAGGAGAAGAGAGGAGAAGGAAAACGUUAAGAGAAAAGCAUGUAGUGGAGGCAAUCUCAAACUGUCAAGAGAAGAACGUCAGAGAAUGUCAGCGAUCCGUAAAGGGGUACAGCGACAGCUGUUCCAAACCGAUGACGAACGACUUCAUGCCAUAGUGCACGUGGUGCGAGUUGAUGGGCGUAAGAAGAAGCGCCCGACGUUCUUCUGCCUAGCAGUAACAAUAGAGCACCCGAUCUCGGUUCGGUUAUAUUUUGUGAAAGGAGAAAAGGAUGACACUUUUAAAAAACGAACGAGGUUCUAUCUUCGUGACGUCAAGGAAGUGGAUGGGAUCAAUCCGAAGAAGGCACUGUCGGAAUUCCAUAUUGUGAUUGGCGAUCGUAAGUACAGCAUUACAGCAAGCACCCCUGAAGAAAAGGACGAAUUUAUUCGGGAACUGUAUAAGUUAUCUGCGCAAUAUCUUCCUGUGCAAAUGCCUGACUUUUGUAAUGUAUCUAUACCGAUCGACAACCGUGAGAUGUCCAUUCUUCCCAUAGAAACGGCAGACGAGGACAGCACGGAUUUCAUACAUGAUUAUCAGCCUGUCAGCGCCAAAGAGGAGGCUGAUUUUCGGCGUCUACUCGCGAAGGCUGAGCUCACCAUUGGGGAGGCGGACAAGUUUGCUGAGGUCCUGUCCUCUCAAUUGCAAUCACUUGAUGGAGCGAAUAUUCAGUCAAUGAUGGGAAGUGAGAUGGCAGUGAAUCAAUUAUUAACCCUUCUCGAUGGUGCUCUUGAUAAAGUGGCAUUGCUGGAAAAGGAGAUCGACACAUGCGAUGCAAUUCUUGCGCACGUGAGGAACAGCGUGGAACUCAUUGAAGAAAAGGAUAGUUUAUCUGCUGUUGAACGCAAGAACAAAGACAGGCUUCAGCAAGAGUUGACUGACUUCGUUUCUUCUCUGAACACUGUCACUGAUGAGCAUAUUCGAACUUUGAAAGAGGCAAAUUUGAACGAUGCGGGAAGUAUCGCCCGGUGUGCUGAAGCUGCACGUGCGGUUUCACAGUUCUGGAAUGGGUGUAUUUCCAAACCUCUUCUACAAAUGAAGGCCUAUGAGAAACGCAAUCGUGAUCUGGCUGUUAUAGAUUUGUUUGUGGACCGAUUUAUGUCUCACCUUUCGGCAAUAUUCAAUAACCUUAAUGACUUUUCUCUUGGCCAAGACUGGCAUGCUCUCUCGAUUCCGAAACAGUCGCAACGAUUCCAUGCACUGUCCCCUCUAUCAGACCUCAUCAGUUGGCUGAAAGCGAAUAGACCAACACCGUACAACGCGGCGAUCCAGAGAUAUAUUGAAGCAACAAAAAUACUAUAUAAACGGCACUUUGAGACAUUUUUCGAUGCUGUGAUUGGUGAGGUACAACGAUUGGGCUCAACAGAUAAGCGAUUAAAUUCGUCAAAUCUAUCUAGUAAAAGUUCCAUGGAUAAACAAAGCUUUUCAAUGAGUGAGCUUUCUGCUGAUUAUGCUCAGGUGUCAGCGUUAAUCGAAACUGUGCUUGGAGAAUUAGGCCCGAUUAUCGAAAUGGAGCAGAAAUUCUGUGUACGAUUUUUCCACAUUAAUUCGGAACUCCUUUCAAAUGCUGAAACGACAUCCACAGAUAGCGGCGAUAGUUCAAGUAUGAGCGGACGAAACAUGGAACGGUUUAUGAACGAGCAGGUCCGCGCGGUUAUGGCUCCACUGUUCGAAUCUUUGAACAGCCAUCUCGACCGAUUUUGCAAGGCUAUUUGCAAGCAAAAUCCGAGUAAUGUGAUGCUGCUGUUCAUCAUAAUGUCGAAGAAGGUCUUGCUUCCACAAGAAUCUGGGUCAUAUUAUUCUGUUACCUUUGGUACUUUUGUGGUGCUGAUAAAACGGCAACUCGAUCUUUACAUGGAAACAGAAGGCAUGGCAUUGUCCGAUAUAAAAAUCUCAAAGCGGAUGCGUCUUGGUAUUUUACCAACAAUCGAAAGAUUUGCCGAGUUUGUGAGGAACGCGGAAGCAGUAUUUGAAGGGGCCGAACGGCGAACGGAUCUGGAAAAGUGGUAUACACAUUUGUACCGAUGUGUUUGCGAAGGAAUAGAGAAAGCCGCGUCUAAUCCCAACAGCAAGUCGCCAACUGCUGUUGUCCGCUUUGAGAAUUAUCACCAGCUGUACUUGACUUUGUCAGAAUUGAAAAUCCCUUGCUUGGAUGCACAACGAAAGGAUGCGAAACGGGAAAAGGAGGAAAAUAUCGACUUGUACGUUAGGGAAUAUAUGGGUCGACCACUUGAGAAGAUUCACGUAUUUUUCGAUGCUGUCCAAAACGCCAUUGAAAUGCGAGGAACGAAGCCGGAAGAGAUUUCUUAUCAACCUCAGUUCAGUCGCAUUGAACUGAAGAAGGUGAUUGCCAUGUAUCCGGGUAAAGAAGUGAAGAAAGGAUUAGAACAGUUGUACAAGAAAGUUGAGAAGCAUUUAGUGGACCACUCUUCUUUGUUACAAGUCGUCUGGAGGGAAAUGCAGGAUCAGUUCCUCAAACAACUCCAAGGAUAUCAGCGGUUAAUGAGCGCUUGUUAUCCUGGUUCAAAACUCGAAUUGGAGGUGACCGUCCAAGAUGUUCUUAGUUACUUCUCGGAUAUUGCUCAACAGCAUUAG